UUAAGGAUUGUGCCGUUUGAAGCAGUAGCACUCAGUUUGGAGUGUGGGGAAGCAGUAGCACUCAGUUUGUAGUGUGGGGAAGCAGUAGCACUCAAUUUGGAGUGUUGGGAAGCAGUAGCACUCAGGGGAAGCAGUAGCACUCAGUUUGGAGUGUGGGGAAGCAGUAGCACUCAGUUUGGAGUGUGGGGAAGCAGUAGCACUCAGUUUGGAGUGUUGGGAAGCAGUAGCACUCAGGGGAAGCAGUAGCACUCAGUCAGAAACCCUAAAAUCUCUGACGGAUCCAAAACGCACUGCAAGAGAUCCGAAGCAGUAGCACUCUGCUUGAAUCUGGCUCCAAUGGAGGUUGAUAAGGUGCAAAAGGGUGAUGAUACAAGGAAUAAUCACACAAAACCAGUGAGAAGAAAAGCUCUGGCAUGUAGGAUAAAGUUUCCAAGCACUAGAGUAAAGAGACAAAAGCAUAAAGAAGUGGAACAAGAUAGGGAAGAAGAGGAGGAUGAAGAAAAUGAGGAAGCUGAGGAUGAAAAAGACAAAGAAGAACAAGAAGGGGUAGAACCGGAUAAUGAAGAAGAGGAGGAAGAAGAAAAGAAUGAUGGAGCAAGGAACAGUGGCAAAGACCAGAAACAAUCAUAUUGCCAAUACAGGUGCAAUAUGAUUGCCUUCCAUGAUGUGCUUCAUAAAGUGUAUGAGCAGCUCAAUCGUGAAGAAAAGAUGAGAUUGAAAGCUGAGUUGAAGAAGACGCCAUUUUGGAACUUGAUUGAAGCUUAUGACAAGGGAUUGAUGACUAAGAACACAACUGCAAAAUCAGAUCGAGAGAUGCAUAGGUUAGUGCAAUGCUACAAGCCGGCUUUGAAGAAAUUUAAGUUUGGAAACAAGUUGGCAGAAAUAAGUGUAUCGGAUGUGCACUACAUUUUGGGUUUGCCAAACCAAAAAUCAGCUCUCACGGUGCCAAACCCAAUAGAUGAUCCUAAGAAGCCGACUGAUCAUCCUCUUGUUCAAAGGUUCUUUGCAAAUGACCGAAGGAUAAAAAAAGCAAGAAUCAUGAGCUGUAUUGAUGAGCAGUUAAGGGAAAAAGCUCCUGGGUGGAUAGAGAACAUGACAAAGUUGCUGCUACUGCAUCUGUUCAUCACACUACUGUUUGCAAGCUCGGGGUCUACCUUAGGAUGGAGCUUUGUGAAAUGCAUCACUGAUAUUGAGACAAUGAGGAGAUAUAACUGGGCAAGAGCUGUUAGAGACUAUUUGUUAUUGUGUUUGCAAGCUGCCACAACGGGAAAAGCAAGGCAAAUCAGUGGGUGUGUAGCAUUAAUCCCGUAUUGGAUAUGCGAGAGGAGUACUAUGCUUGUUGAAAUUAAAGGCAGAGAAGCAAUGACUCCAGGGUGCGUCAAGUGGAGUCUCCCUCAAUUCACAAAAGAAUUGCAGAAAAUGCAAGUUGAUGACAUAGAGAUUGAUAAUGCAGUUGCCGACAACAAUAGAAGCAAACAUGGCAAGGAAAACAGUGACGAUGACUUUGAGAACCCUCCAUCAAAGCAUGCUGCUACUGCACAGGCAAAGGGGCAGAAAAGACAAAGAGAAGAAAAGAAGGCCACAGUAGCUGCCAAAAAACCAGCCAAAAAGCGGGUGGCCGAAAAGAGAGCAAAAAGUAAAGAAAAUAAGAUCUCGAAUGAGGGUGCUACUGCACCAGCUGAAAAGGAAAAACGUAGAAAUGAAGAAGAGACAGCUGAUAAUGAAUCAGAAGGUUUCGAAGAUGAACAUGAAGACACGACAUUAAGAGAUUGGGUGGAUAUGAACAGCAUGAAUUUUGCGAAAAAGAUUGACGAGAAUAAAGGAGAGGAAGGAAUGCAAACAAAAACCACAAGUGGAGUAAAUGUCAAUGACAUGGAUUUGGGUGCAACUGAGGAAGAAGAGGAUGCUGCGGAUGGUAUUAGAGAUGACUUUAGCUUUGACACUGGAUUUGGGGGGCAGGAAAAUGAAACAAACUUUGUCGAUCAGGAUCGGGAUGGAACUGAAGGAGCAGAACCAGAUCAAAUGCAAAGGAAUGAAAAAGCUGCUACUGAGGUCGAUCAUGAUCGGCAUGGAACUGACGGAGGAGAACCAGAUCAAAUGGAAAGGAAUGAAAAAGCUGCUACUGAGGUCGAUCAGGAUCGGGAUGGAACUGAAGGAGGAGAACCAGAUCGAAUGGAAAGGAAUGAAAGAGCUGCCACUGAGGCUGAUGAUGUUGAAAGGAAUAGAAAAGCUGCUACUGAGGCUGAUGAUGUUGAAAGGAACAGAAAAGCUGCUACUGAGGCCGAUGCAAAUUUUAUGGAUCAAACCCUGAAAAGUAUUAUAGAAGAGAUUGUGAAUGAAGCUGCAAGGAAAGAAAAAGCUGCUACUGAGGCCAAUGAAGCUGCAAGGAAAGAAAAAGCUGCUACUGAGGCUGGUGCAAAUAUUGCUGAUCAAAUCUUGCACAACAUUGUAGAAGAGAUUGUGAAUGAAGAGUACAAGAGCAGGAAUGAUCCAGUUUGGUUCGAUGAAUGGGAAGCCUUGUUGCAAAGUGAGUACGAUGAAUUUGGCUAUCCAAGCACUGAUGAAGAGCAGAUCAAUACAGUGGAGCAUUGGCAAGAUGUAGCAAUGCUGAAACAAGAUAUGGCGGGAAGUGCUAUCGAGAGCUGCAAAAGGAAGCAAGCUUAUAUAGAGAGAUUGUGGGAUGAAAAAGAAGAAGUGUCAAAAAAAUACAAAAAGUUGAAGACAAAGUUGAAGAAGAAGCAAGAAGAGCUUAGAAAAUGGAGAAACAAAUGCAAACAACUAAUGAUGAUAGUGCAAAGGGUAGAAAAAGAUGAAGAGGCCAAUGAAGAUGUUGCUGCUACUGCUGCUCCUGCUGCUCCUCCUGCUGCUGCUGCUCCUGCUGCUGUUCCCGCUCAUGCUACUGCUCCUGCUACUGUUCCUUCUCAUUCUACUGCUCCUGCUGCUGUUCCUGCUCAUGCUACUGCUCCAUCAAAUGAACCAAGGACACGAUCAGCGAUAAAGAGAAUCAAAGAAAGAACCGAUCGGAAAGAGAAGCAACUAGAAGGUUUUGAGGUGCAGAAACCAUCGAAGAAACAGAGGAAGAAGAGCAAUUAAAGGACUUAACAAACAUAUUAGUAGUCUAUUUUGGUGCACCAAUCGUAUGGGAUUCGGUGUUAAGUCAGUCAUCCAAAUUAGUAUAUAUUUUCAUGUGCAGAAGAUAGGGAUAUGUUUGUAGAUUUGCUAUUGCCUAUCAUUUUUUGAUCUUUCAACAAGUAGGAUGGGAAGGGGAUCAAACCUU
Molecule: messenger RNA, 3277 nt
Organism: Rosa chinensis
Lineage: Eukaryota; Viridiplantae; Streptophyta; Magnoliopsida; Rosales; Rosaceae
Product: actin cytoskeleton-regulatory complex protein pan1
Exons: 8
Coding region: 337-3093 (918 amino acids)
Source: RefSeq, a predicted model, not a curated record